AUGUCGUCUUCUAGUGACUCUGAUCCUGCCACGGUCGUGGUUGGAUCCUCAGAGGAGCCUUCCUCCGGGUCGCCUUCCCCCAUGGGUACCCCUUCUUCAGUGCCUUCCCCUAGUGCUAGUGAUGGGGAAGUGGGACCUUCCAGCGUCUCUAGCCUCGAUAGAGGUCUUAGGUCUUCUGGGGUGGCGCCUAUAGCCACGGGUCCUGCUAGUAGGUUGGGUCAUGUUACCACUUUGACCUUAGUCGCUGCUGUGUCUUCUGAUGUUCCCGCAGGAGAGAGCACUGUGGUGCCCGAGGAGGGCGUUAUUCGACCUGAAGAGAGCACAAUUCCUACUGAGGAGGGCGUGGCACGCCCACUCAAGGCUGAGAUGGCUUCUCCUCCUAAGGAGGAUGUGACUCCCCCAGGGGAGGUCUCUUGA
Messenger RNA from Telopea speciosissima, 417 nucleotides. RefSeq lists its product as uncharacterized. NCBI's taxonomy places the organism in Eukaryota, Viridiplantae, Streptophyta, Magnoliopsida, Proteales, Proteaceae. The coding region runs from base 1 to 417 and encodes 138 amino acids. The record is from RefSeq and is a predicted model, not a curated record. The transcript has 2 exons.